CCCUCAACGGGGGACGCGAGCUCCGGAGCGCUCGCGCCGUCCCGGGCUGCAAAAACGUGCGAACCCCCUCGGUCGCGCUUGUUGACGCGUCAGCUCCCGCGAGCGAACUACGUCCCACGCUCACUUUGGCAGACCCGGGCAUGUCCGCCCCCUGCGCGGACGUCGGCCCGGCCGUGCGAGACUAAGCGCGUCCGCCACCUCUUUGACGCCGCGUCGCGGCCUUCUAACGCGCACCCGAAGGUCCGAACACGCCCGCUUUCGCGCUCACUCGACGCUGGUUCGGAUCGAGCCAGCGGACGUCGCUUAGCCACAAAGUGUUGAGUUUAGCUGCCGGGGGGCGAGGGGGGGGGCACGUCACGAGCCCACCGACUCGCGUGGAGAUCACGGCUGUGUUGUGUGUUCCGUUAAAACAAUGUCUGCCGCCGCCGCCGCCGAGACGCCCCUGCCAGCCGAGUGGGAGGACGACGAUCGGAUGAAUUUCCUGUUCUCGGACUUCAAGGAAAACCGCGACGUGAACACGACGGACUGGGACAGCAAACUGGACUUCUGGACGUCCCUGAUCGUGCAGAACUGCAGGAGCCGCGGCACGGUGUGUGUCAGUGUGCAAGAGCUGAACAGGAUCUUCCGCAGAAAGGGGACCUGGCCUCUGGGUUUGGGGACUGUCAUUCAGUGCAUGGCCAGAUGUGGUCAGAUACAAAGAGAGUCUGAGUUUGCUGCCAACGUGGACUCUGGAUGGCUGUCCUGGGGUGUAGGGCUGCUGCUGGUGAAGCCUUUGAAAUGGACCUUCUCUACUCUUCUUGGAAGCGGUCGGGUGUCUUUGGAAGAAUCCUUCGUCGUUAUAGAGCUAGUGAAGGAGAAGGCGAGACAACUGCUUGAGGUGUACAGGAAGAGCGACUUCGCAAACAGCUAUCUCCUGUCCUUUCAAGAGCUUUGUACACUGACCUCCCAUGUUUGUGCUGAUGAGAGUACCUUGUGUAUGGCCCUGCUGCAGCUGCAGAGAGAGAAGCAAGUGACCGUCUUGUUGCAUGAAGGUGAAAAGAUUGUGAAGUUUUCUCAGCCUGGGCAGGAUCGUGUCACUCCAGUCAGUGAUGUGGAUGUGGGCAUCUACCAGCUUCAGCGCAGCGAAAAACUUCUCCGAGAGCGUGUGGAGGCACUGGGACUUGAAGCAGACAAGUGCAGAGAAGAAGCGAGGAUGCUGCUGCGGGAAGGGAAGAAAUCUCAGGCUCUAAGGUGCCUUAGAGGCCGCAAGAGGGUAGAAAAGAGAACAGACAAAUUGUUUGCCCAGCUGGAGACUAUAAGAGGAAUUCUGGACAAAAUUGCCCAGUCACAGACUGAUAAGAUGGUUAUUCAAGCAUAUCAGACUGGAGUAGCUGCCAUGCGACUCUCUCUGAAAGAUAUGACUGUGGAACGUGCAGAGAGCCUUGUCGAUCAGAUCCAGGAGUUAUGUGAUACUCAAGAUGAGGUGAGCCAAGUUAUAGCCGGUGGUGUGCCCAGCGCAGGGGGAGACACAGAUGAAUUGGAGGAGGAACUUAAAUCAUUACUGGAAGAGUCUAAGCUGGACGGCAUCUCCGGUUUACCCGAAGUUCCAUCAAACCGCCUCUCACCUGCUAGGGAGCGAAGUCUCCCAAGUAAUGAUCUGUUGAGUUUUUUGCCUCCUGUACCGCAAAACUACUUCGACAUCACUGAUGAGCAACUGGAGGAUGAACUGAAUCGCCUAACCCUCACAGAUUCAGGCUUUCAGCAGAGGAAAAUGACCUCGCCAACGAAAAGGCUGGAGCCUGCAAAGUAGCACUCGCAAGUGGUAAAAACAUUUGCCAAUAUGAGCGUCGAGUCAACACUUCAUCGACAUAUAUAUAUUUUAAGAGUCUUUAGAAGUUAAAACGGAAACUGUCUAGAAAGAGCAAAUUAGUAAAUGAGUAGUUAGAGGUUGCUCGCUUUAGGGGUUGCCAAAAACCAAGGCACUGCUCUUCCAUUUUUUGUGAAGAGGAAUCCCGUUAUCGUGGUGGCAUGCCCGAAAGGAGGUUACGUUAACAUGCUACUCAGAAUUUGCUGCCCAUUUUCAAGCCGAACUGUUAUCAAUUCAGAACAUGUAUGUUAACUUCUUUUUUUUCCCUUUUUUAAACAUGGUUGUUGGCACGGCACCAUGGUGGUUAACUUUUAAUUUUGUCUACUUUAACCAGAAUCUGAACAGCUGUUUUGUCUUUGUCCAGUGUGUUGAAAGCUGUGUGUAAGUGUGGAACACAGGUUCUUUAGCAGUGUGUUCUCAGUGGCCUUCUUAACCAUAAAUACGUCACUUAGUAACCCGUCAUGCCACAUCAAUCAUUGCCCUUACGAUCACAUAGGAUGGUGGUCGCUGUAAUGCCUCCGGGCGCUCGAGGGUGCACGUGAGUUCAACCAAAUAUGUUUCUCAAAAUAAAGUUUAUUUUAAUGA
Messenger RNA from Lampris incognitus (smalleye Pacific opah), 2431 nucleotides. RefSeq names its product charged multivesicular body protein 7 (gene chmp7). The transcript has 10 exons. The record is from RefSeq and is a predicted model, not a curated record. The coding region runs from base 413 to 1789 and encodes 458 amino acids. Gene Ontology annotation, biological process: vesicle budding from membrane; late endosome to vacuole transport via multivesicular body sorting pathway. Gene Ontology annotation, cellular component: cytoplasmic side of plasma membrane; ESCRT III complex; multivesicular body. Lineage: Eukaryota; Metazoa; Chordata; Actinopteri; Lampriformes; Lampridae.